Aptenodytes forsteri (emperor penguin) is the source of this 2921-nucleotide messenger RNA. RefSeq names its product Y+L amino acid transporter 2. The coding region runs from base 292 to 1815 and encodes 507 amino acids. The transcript is spliced from 10 exons. Gene Ontology annotation, molecular function: L-amino acid transmembrane transporter activity. The record is from RefSeq and is a predicted model, not a curated record. NCBI's taxonomy places the organism in Eukaryota, Metazoa, Chordata, Aves, Sphenisciformes, Spheniscidae. Gene Ontology annotation, biological process: amino acid transmembrane transport. Gene Ontology annotation, cellular component: membrane.
GAACGUGCAACAUGAUGCAACUGUCCUGCUUGUUUUCCAGUUGGAUUAGUGAGGCUGAUUGGAGGGAUAUCUGUGUUUGAAUUCAAUUAUUUCACUUUCCAGUGUGGAUUAGUAGCCCAUUCUGAUGAAGUCCUGUUACCUGGUGCCUCAACUCAGUCCAGUGACUUAAGACUCUUGACCUGCUGGAUCAGCUCCUUCCAGAUGCCCUUUGACACAUGAGUACAAAUUUUUGCCUUGCUAUUGGCCUUGUCGUUCAUGGAAAACAAAAAUCCCAGGUAAUAAUAGUUGAGGAUGCCAGCGCCCUGGCGAAUAUGCUGUGAUAAAAAAUCCAGAACUAAGAAUGGAAAAGCUGAAAUGGACAAUAUGGCAGAGACGAGUGAAAAAAUGCAGAUGAAAAAAGAAAUCACGUUACUAAAUGGAAUUUCUUUAAUUGUAGGGAACAUGAUCGGCUCUGGGAUAUUUGUAUCACCCAGAGGUGUUUUAAUGUACAGUGCUUCCUAUGGACUCUCUCUAGUCAUCUGGGCGCUCGGUGGGAUGUUUUCGCUGUUUGGAGCUUUGUGUUAUGCUGAAUUGGGAACAUCCAUCGUUAAAUCUGGAGCCAGUUAUGCCUAUAUCCUGGAAGCAUUUGGUGCUUUUGUGGCCUUCAUCAGACUCUGGUCUUCCUUGCUAAUUAUCGAACCAACCACCCAGGCAGUGAUAGCAAUCACAUUUGCUAACUAUAUUGUUCAACCAAUUUUUCCUCAUUGUGAGCCGCCAUAUGACGCAGUCAGGUUGAUUGCAGCUGCUUGUAUAUGUUCCUUAACAUUUAUUAAUUGUGUUAAUGUAAAGUGGGGAACCCGUGUACAAGACGUUUUCACAUAUGCAAAAGUUAUGGCUCUUAUCUUGGUGAUAUCUGUUGGUCUUUACAAAAUUGGUAAAGGAGAAACAGAAAACCUGAGAGCUCCGUUCGAGGGCUCAGCAACAAACCCAGGGAUGAUCGCGCUGGCUCUCUACUCUGCCCUCUUCUCCUACUCAGGAUGGGACACGCUCAACUAUGUCACCGAAGAAAUGCAGAACCCCGAGAGGAAUCUACCUCUUUCUAUUGCAAUUUCAAUGCCUAUUGUGACUGUUAUUUACUUGCUGACUAAUAUAGCAUACUACGUAGUGUUGGACAUGUCAGCUCUCCUCACAAGUGAUGCAGUGGCUGUGACGUUUGGCGGUGAAACCCUCAGUUAUGCUAAGUGGAUAAUUCCUAUAGCAGUGGCCAUGUCUUGCUAUAGUGGCUUAAACUCAUCAAUAAUUGCAGCAUCUAGGCUUUUUUAUGUUGGAGCCAGGGAAGGACACCUCCCUGACAGUCUGAGCUUGAUUCAUAUAAAGUGCUUCACACCAGUCCCUGCUCUCCUCUUCAAUGGCUUAAUGACUUUGCUUUAUCUCCUUGUGGAAGAUGUUUUCCUCCUCAUUAAUUACUACUGCUUCAACUACUGGCUUUUUGUGGGUCUGUCUAUUGCAGGACUGAUAUAUUUGAGGUAUACUCAGCCACAUAGACCAAGGCCUAUUAAACUUAACCUCUUCUUCCCUAUAGUAUACUGUUUAUGUUCCCUUUUCCUGGUCAUAGUUCCUCUCUACAGCGAUACAAUCAAUUCCCUUAUUGGUGUUGGUAUUGCCCUCUCAGGCAUUCCUGCAUAUUAUUUGGGAGUCUAUCUGCCAGUUGAAAAACGACCUAAAUGUCUACAGAGACUCUCUGCUACAACAACAAAAUAUGUUCAGAUACUCUUCUACUGUGCUCUGUCGGACCUGGACAUAGACAUGGAACCUACAGCAGCUAAGAGUAAAUAGAGUUGCCUUGACAUUGAGAGUUGCACCUCGACAUUUUUUAUCUGGAACAAUUUUUACCAUCUGAAGUUUUCCCCAUGCGCUCAGUUAUACUAAAGCACUAACCACUGUGCUAUGCAUCAGUUUGAUGACUGUUAAUUUGUGCUUGUUUUAUAAACCACUCUGUUUUACAGGAUUUUUUAAAAAAAUCUGUUUGUUAAUAGUAAGUUAUCAUGUAACACUUUGAAACUAUAAAGCACUGUAUGAACAAACAUUUAUUAGUAGAUAAGUGCUAAAUAUUAGAGUAAUUGCAAAAUUGUAAUAAAAAGUAUUAGGUCUAAUCACAAUCCUAAGAAAUAAAUUUGUAAAUAUAACAAAAGACAGACCAGAUAUUUGCAAGGUUCAAAACCUGAGAUGGGAAGUAGAAACCACAGUGUACUUCUGAAAAUAUAACCAAAUUCUUAGCCAAAGUAAAAAAUAUAUAAUUCAAACUGGUAGACAUGCUUUGAGUCAAUGUAGUAUUAGUGGUAAAUAUUCUAAUGCAUAAUUCCCAGCAUACAUACUGAACUAAAAGGAGAAAACCAAAGUUUUCAAUCAUUUAAAUUCUGUUAGAAAUUCUUAUUUGACAAUAUCCCACAUACAUUACCCUCUUGCAGAAGAGGUAUUUUCAACAAACAAAUUAUACCAUUGUAACUGAAGUACUUUUGCUUUGCAGCAGGACAACCUGCUGUGGAGCACUGUAAGGGACUGAGUCGUGUUCCAGCUAGAGCGUAUUCAGGGAGAACACUUCGCCUUUUCACAGUGUCCAUUGCUUGCCUAGAAGUAUCAAAGGUGGGACCCCAUACUAAUUUUUUCCACAGUGGAAUUUAUUUAAGGAAUUCACGAGGAGAAAUUAAAAACUAUUGAUGUUUACAAGAUCCCUUGACCCCCUGCCCAAUCCUUCAUGCCUCACCAGUUCCUGCUGCCAAGGUAACCUGCAGGUCUCCUACUGAGCAUGCAGAGAGCCUCCAGCACUGGCUGCCAGGUCUUCACAUCCUGUAGGUGGUGCCUGUUGCACAAUAUCUAGCACAGGUGCAUGCACUGGACAAGUGCACUUACCAGUGGGUGCCAUGACAGCAAAGGGCAGUUAA